UCACUUUUCAACAAAAGCCCGACGAAUCCGAGCAAUUAGAGAAAUGGCAAGAACUUUGCAGCAUGGAGGUCAAAUGAUGAUUUACGUGUGGGCCAUGGAACAAAAGUACCGUCGAUUUGAAAAACAGGACAUCUUUGUUCCUUGGAACCGAUCCCUGUGUUCGAGACCAUCAUCAGAGUCAAGUCAAAAUAACAAUCAAGAGAAUGUCAAGACAGAAGGUAAAGAUCUAAUAAAAGCAGUUCAAAAUCAAACCAGUGUAAUGCUGCCUCUUCGACAGGAUGAGCACACAAUACUUCCAUAUAGAAGUGACAAUCAAACAUUGUUAGAAAAUUGCUGCCCCAGAAUGUCCAAAGAUCAAGAGUACCGACUUUACAAGAAUCUGGGAAAAUCCCUCCGUUCGUGGUUCUUCUCCAAAUCACUUGAUGAUGUUAUGAUGCAGACGCACAUCGAACGACUAAAGUCAAUGAAAAAUUCACCAGACCUAAUGCACACAUGGAGCAACUCUACCGUUAACAUGCAGCCUGUGGGGAAGUUGAGCACUUCAUCGCGGCACUGCAGUUUGGAAGCAGAUUGCCCAUCGCUGGUGAAGAGAGACAGUCUAGAUGAGGAAGUAUUUUCUGAAAAUCCAAGGCAUGAAGAAACACAAUGGUUAGAGACCAAAAAUGCAUUAAAAGAAAAAGAAGGCAGACUGCAAAGUGAAAUCCACAGACCAGACCUAAAUCCUUGUUGGACUAACUCUGUAGGAGACAGUCUUAAAGAAACACAAAGCUCAGAGUCAACAAGGUCUGCAAUUGAAAGUAUCAAAACUGUGGCUUUAGAUGACAAGCAAGAGACAAUUCCAGAUGCUACAGAAUUCAUGAGAUAUUAUCACGUCUUCAGGGAAGGGGAAUUGGUUCAACUCAUUGAAGAGAAUGUGCAAGAACUUCAUCUCCUCAGUUUCUGUUAUGACCAUGGCAACUGGUGUGUUAUAGUGGAAAAACAAUAAUAUGCAGAGAUUUUAACUGAAGUAUACAUUUUAAUGUCAAAGGUACUCUUGAGCCACUAUUUUAAUCACAGAUUGCAACAAAAUUGUUUUCAAUUUUGCUCACAUUAAGCACAAUAUAAAUACCAUUGUAUAAAAUUAUAUUUUAAACUAUGGAGUGACCAGAGGUACAGGAUUAAUGGUUUGAAAGUAGACAAAAAAUGCUGGAGAAACUCAGCGGGUGAGGCAGCAUCUAUGGAGAAAAGGAGUAGGUGACGUUUCGGGUCGAAACCCUUUUUCAGACUGAUUAAUAUUUUGGAUACAAGUGGGCACAAUUCGAAGGAUCUGAUUAAUGUUGGCACCACUCACUCAUUAAUGAAUGGGGAGACAAUUGAAAGCAACAAUUCUCUCCUCAUUGAUUGGUUAUUUUAAAGGGUGAAGCAGCAGAAGGAUUGCCACAAGGGUUUAAACAUUACCACCUUGCUGGAGCCAGGAGUCCUCUCAUACCUCUUGUUGUCCAAUACUUGCCCUUUUCCUGUUUCGACUCCCACAUGUGACCUUGCACUACUCCAUAAUUUGGUGGUGCCAUAUAGUGUGCUGUACUGCAUCACUCCCCCAACAUACUUUGUAUAAUCAUCCCGCCAAUGUGACUUGAUGUGCAGAGAUUCACAGCCAAGGUGUUUCCGUUAAUGUUCCCUGUUGCUGUGCUCACAGUGGGAUCAGAAGGGUAGUUAUGUUGGAUGCUUGCCAAGGGCUGGUCCCGUUCUACCUGAAGGUCUGUCAUUUGUCUCCCAGCUGCCAGGAAAUCUGGUGACUUCUGCCAGCCCAAAGAAAGUGGCAGGUAUGUAUGUACCUUGGAUCGACACAAAACGCUGAAGUAACUCAGCAGGUCAGGAAGCAUCUCUGUAGAAAAGGAAUAGGUGACGUCUC
Messenger RNA from Amblyraja radiata (thorny skate), 1891 nucleotides. Its product is annotated as probable tRNA methyltransferase 9B. Lineage: Eukaryota; Metazoa; Chordata; Chondrichthyes; Rajiformes; Rajidae. Gene Ontology annotation, cellular component: cytoplasm; nucleus. The record is from RefSeq and is a predicted model, not a curated record. The transcript has a single exon. Gene Ontology annotation, molecular function: tRNA binding; tRNA (5-carboxymethyluridine(34)-5-O)-methyltransferase activity. Gene Ontology annotation, biological process: tRNA methylation; tRNA wobble uridine modification. Bases 44 to 985 code for a protein of 313 amino acids.